Molecule: messenger RNA, 279 nt
Organism: Strongylus vulgaris
Lineage: Eukaryota; Metazoa; Nematoda; Chromadorea; Rhabditida; Strongylidae
Source: the annotation of a GenBank genome assembly
AUGUCUCAGACAUGCUGUGAAGCUUCAAACAGACUAGGCACAAUCGGCACAAUAUACAAUGUUCGCUACCGACCGGAAGGGGAUCAAGAGGAGGAUUGGUUUGCCGAAAACAAACAAGAUGAAACACUAGAGGAAAUGGUAUUUGUUGAGAUUCGUGCAGAAAACGAGGAACGGAUAAAACUGGCCUGUCUUGCAAUUCGUGGACUCGUUGCUGACUCUCGCGAACCCAAAGUUACAAAGCAUCUGAAUGUCGAACCACAUGCCAUGGAAGCCAUUCUC